AAAAGAAACUAAAGGAAUUGAAGAGAAAGGAAGGGAUAGAAGAGGAAAGGAAGGAAAAGAGGGAGGAGGAAAGCUAGAGAGGAAAAGGGAGGUAUAGAAGAGGAAAAGGAAGAAAAAGAGGAGAAGAGAAAGAGAGGAAAGGUGGCGAAGUGACGGGAAGAAGAGAGAGAAAGGAUGGCAGAUAAGAGUGGGAAGAGAGAAGAGAAACAAGGGGGGAAGUCUAGCUUCUCGGUCACAUGUAGCCGGCUGAGCCAGUACUUGAAGGAGAAUGGCAGCUUUGGAGGCAUCAGCCUCAGCAUCACCCCUCGGCCUCUUGAACAAGCUAAAGGAAUAAUUCUGGCGCCCACCACCAUGAGCCUGAUGCCGGGAGUUGCUAUGUCGGCAGAAGACCAUUCCCAAAAUGGCUCCGACCAAAAUCCUCCAAAAUCUAUGGACCUUUUUCCCCAGCACGCCGGCUUUGACUCCCCUGUUGCCCCGGCUAAGAAGGAAUCUAGCGUGGCUUCGCAUAAUAACAAGGAGCCAGAGAAGAAUCAAUUGACAAUUUUCUACAGUGGAAAAGUGUUGGUUUUCGACAAUUUUCCGGCAGAAAAAGUUGAGGAUUUGAUGCAGAUGGCAGGCAAGGAGAGCUUGGUUCCUGAGAAUUUGGGUUUUAUCACCCCUUCUACAACUACUGCAGCAACAGUUGAUCUUUCUCAUCAACAUAGAUCUAAUAUUGCAUCCACCUCGGAUAGCCAACCUUUGAUGCUUCAAAAUAGCAUACCAAAGCCUACACAAGCCAAUGCCUCAGAUAUGCCCAUAGCAAGAAGGAAUUCCCUCCAUAGAUUUCUUGAGAAGAGAAAGGAUCGGAUUACCACCAAAGCGCCAUACCAAGUGAAUGCUUCUUCUUCGGUGGCAGCAGAAGCGGCCAAGCCAGAGGAUAGCAAGUCCUGGCUUAAUUUGGGUCGACCAGUUUCAAAGCCAGAGCAGAGCUCUAACUUGGAGGGUAAAAGAUAGGAGAUAUGGUUCAAAUGUCUGAAGCCAAGUACCAUCUGACUUCAAUUCAGUCCUUGCUCUGUUGCCUUCCACUUUAGAAAAAGGGGUUGGAGAUGACGAAAAGGGAUGGUUGCACUGAGUGAAGUCUGUUACCUGCUAAUGUUUGGGAGCAAGUUUAAGGGCAAGGGUGAUUUUUAUGUAGAAAUAAAUUGAUGACUGCAAUAGAGAGAGAAAUGAAAAAGAAAUUGAUGAUGACAAUCAUAUGUAAAAAAUAUUUGUUUUCAGUUUAAAUCUAUGUUUUAACCAAUAGUUUCUUUAA
Molecule: messenger RNA, 1291 nt
Organism: Elaeis guineensis (African oil palm)
Lineage: Eukaryota; Viridiplantae; Streptophyta; Magnoliopsida; Arecales; Arecaceae
Product: protein TIFY 10a
Biological process (GO): response to wounding; regulation of defense response; regulation of jasmonic acid mediated signaling pathway
Cellular component (GO): nucleus
Source: RefSeq, a predicted model, not a curated record